GAUGCAGGUGGAGGCAGAGAUGAUGGAGAGACAUGUCAAAAGCAUAAUACAAUGAGACCCACCGCCACGUGUCAGUGACCGACUUAAUCAACUAAACUCCAGGGCUAAUAAAAGCCACAGAGCACUCACAUGAGAACAGUUCUGAGGACAUCAGAGAGACUUUGCGAAAGUUGCAAUAGUGAUGGAGUACAGCUACCUGCCGUCUGCUGCGUACGAGUCUGGGAUGGACACUGGCCGAGCUUCGAGCCGCUCCACGGAGUUCAGCUCCUGCAGUCAGCCCUUCAGUUUUCAAUAUAACAGGUGCAAUCUGGGAAACACAACCAGUUGCCAUUUCCUUGCGCCUGGCUCUCACCAACCCUCACACUACAUAACAGUUCAUCAUAAUCUUCUGCCUUACGAACGAGGCGUCCAGGAGAGACGCAAACAAAGGCGCGUCCGCACCAUCUUCACGAGCGCGCAGCUGAAAGCGCUCGAGCGCGUGUUCUCACAGACUCAUUAUCCAGACAUCUACACCCGAGAGGAGCUCGCGCAGGAGAUCCAUCUUACUGAAGCUCGAGUUCAGGUCUGGUUCCAGAACAGACGCGCUAAAUUUCGCAAACAGGAGCGUGCAGCUACAUGGACCGAGUCAUCUUCCAAAAUGAACAGUUCAUCUUCCAAUGACAGCUCCAAAAUGAUGACAGUCCCUGACCCAGACAGCACACAACCCACUCUUACCCUAAACCCAGACCACAAACAGGACACCAGCAGUCUCCGAGAGGAUCAGGCUCCAGACCAGCUGCCCUUGUUAGGGGUCUCUUCUCUUGAAACACAGAGGUCAAGAGGUCACCAAACUCACUGUGCAACGACUGCCUGCAUGUGUUGAGCGGUGAAAGACAUGAUGUGCCAGUUCAAACAUCAGAACCCACUGUCUAGAUCUCUAUAGCGCUAUUUGAUUACCUCAUUUAUGUUAUUUAUCUGUAAGGAUCUCAUGCAAAUAGGAAAUUAAUAAUGCAUUGGUCUAUUUAUUGACAAUUUAAACCUAUAAUGCUUAGGCAAUUUUUGUUCACAUUUUGCAAGCAUGGGAGAGAUACUUCACAUCUUUUUAAUGAUUUUAUUAAAAUGCAAAUAGAGAAAGUGGAUAGAAAAUGUGUCAUAUAAUCAGUCAACAUAUGUAAUCUUUUAUUGCUUUUUGUUCUGGAUGAGAUGUUUGCUCCAGUUAUUUAUAAUAACAAAUAUUUAGAUUUACAACUAACAUGAA
This is a messenger RNA of Cyprinus carpio (common carp), 1237 nucleotides long. RefSeq names its product paired like homeobox 2Ba (gene phox2ba). Gene Ontology annotation, biological process: regulation of transcription by RNA polymerase II. Gene Ontology annotation, molecular function: DNA-binding transcription factor activity, RNA polymerase II-specific; RNA polymerase II transcription regulatory region sequence-specific DNA binding. NCBI's taxonomy places the organism in Eukaryota, Metazoa, Chordata, Actinopteri, Cypriniformes, Cyprinidae. The record is from RefSeq and is a predicted model, not a curated record.